AUGAGUUCAUCCUAUCGUUCGUUGAUUCCCUAUGGUCCUCCAAGUGCCUUCCGACGUCAACCACAAGCAGAACGCAAUGAAGCCAUCGUUGAAAAUUUUGCCAAUUACCAUUCUUCUUCCACAACAGAAAAUGAUCAUCAAAUGGAAACUGAAAGAAAAAUUGCACUGAUUGAACUGAAAAUUGAACUCGUUCAAUUACGAAAGAAUUUACAAUCAUCAUCAUCAUCAUACGAGGAGGAUGAACGCUUGAAAAUGGAACAUAAAAUCAGAUACUAUUCUGAGAAAAUGGAGGAAACGAAAAAAGUGUUACUCCAAAUGAAGGAGGUCAAAGAGAUUGGAAAAUUUGUGGAACAAGUGGAAAAGGAAGAAGACAUUCAAGUGUUGAAAGACAUGAUCACACAAUUGACUCAGCAAAAGUUCAAAAAUGAUUGUGCGCUGAAUUGA
Molecule: messenger RNA, 444 nt
Organism: Naegleria fowleri
Lineage: Eukaryota; Heterolobosea; Eutetramitea; Acrasida; Naegleriidae
Exons: 1
Coding region: 1-444 (147 amino acids)
Source: RefSeq, a predicted model, not a curated record